AGUCAACUUACGACUUGACGAGAAGCAAGUCGGUUUUUAUAUGUGAUAUUUAUCUGCCAUAUAUUUAGUUUAUUAUAUGUUUGUGUUUGUGUAUUUUACAACGGUCAUAGACUUUUCGAUGUUUUUGUUUCAUUUGAAAUCUAGACCUCUAUGAUAACCUUAGGUAAGGUGUAAAAGAGACACAAAAUGUUGCUUUAUACAGUAUUAGUGUUGUUUUGUGUGUCUGUGUCUGCUCAGAUCCGGGAUUACUAUUAUAGACUUGACAGUGUAUGCUCAGUGGCCAAUGAAAUUGAUAACUCGACGGUGGUCGGAACCUGCAAGGAGCUUCAGUACUGCACCAUGGCCGUGAAGCUCAUCACAGUCAAUAGGAUACCUCCUCAUCUUUGCUACCGAGACAACAAGCUCGCGGUGUCGUGCUGUCCAACCAAGGAUAGUUUGUUCAAAACUGGAGCUUUCCGACAAAUCUUCAAAUCGACCACAGACAACUUCAUUCGUAAUAAGAACAUUACAUGCUACUAUGACGGCAAUCAGCCAAUGGUGUGCUGUGGCAAUACGAAGCCAAUCGAAUACCGUGAACCCAAAGGAUGCCCUCGAUUGCCGAAGGGGAGAGUUGUCACAGGCAGCAGGAAAUACGACAGAGUGAUGUCAAAGUGCUGGAACUACCAAAAACAUUUCAACAAAUGUGUGACCAAUGCCGAUGGCAGUGGGUUUACGAGGGAGAACACCUGUGGCAGGCCGAAUACAGAAGUUAGGACUAUUGGUGGUGAGCCGGCGGAACCGCGGGAAUUUCCACAUAUGGCUGUACUCGGCACUAGCAACUCAGAUGAAACCAUUGAAAAAGAUAUUGAUUGGAUUGCCGGCGGUGCACUCCUAAGCGACAAGUUUAUUUUAACUGCGGGACACGCCCUUAAGAACAAUGACAACAUGAUUCGUUACGCGCUCUUGGGCACUCUGAACAAGACGGACAUACGUAGUGGAAUGCUGUACACAAUUAUAAGACUCAUCCCUCACAACGAUUACGAUUCACGGAUGCAGAUCAAUGACAUCGCCUUGAUAGAGCUGGACAGGAGAGUCCAAUUCUCCGAGUUCAUUCGUCCAAUAUGCUUGCCUCUUCCUGGUAUGGACUUGUCUAGCUCCCCACUCACAGUCGCCGGCUGGGGCGUCACCGAAGAGAAAAAGAGGGCAGAGAUCCUGUUAAAGGUAGAUGUGUCGCAAAAGAGUGCGUCUGCCUGUCAACAAUACGAUACAAACUUCAGGAAAUUCAAUAGCUCGACAAUGAUUUGUGCAAAGGGAGCGCAACUAAAAAAUCGCAACGAAUACAAAGACACGUGUCAGGGUGACAGCGGAAGUCCAGUAACGAUGAGAUCCCGCGACGUAAGUUGCAGUUACAUCGCGAUUGCCGUUGUGUCCCAUGGCCCAGAAUGCGGUUCUGGUGCGCCCGCAGUGUAUACAAAAGUGGAACCAUUCCUCGAUUGGAUCAUUGAUACUGUAUGGCCGGAGCUUGCAAAUUACACUUAAUAAAUAUUUGGAGUUAAAGUGUUUUAAA
Pieris brassicae (large cabbage white) is the source of this 1546-nucleotide messenger RNA. RefSeq names its product CLIP domain-containing serine protease 2-like. Gene Ontology annotation, biological process: proteolysis. Bases 187 to 1518 code for a protein of 443 amino acids. NCBI's taxonomy places the organism in Eukaryota, Metazoa, Arthropoda, Insecta, Lepidoptera, Pieridae. The transcript is spliced from 11 exons. Gene Ontology annotation, molecular function: serine-type endopeptidase activity. The record is from RefSeq and is a predicted model, not a curated record.